Messenger RNA from Cercospora beticola, 1633 nucleotides. RefSeq names its product translation elongation factor Tu (gene TUF1). Gene Ontology annotation, molecular function: GTPase activity; GTP binding; translation elongation factor activity. Gene Ontology annotation, biological process: mitochondrial translational elongation. Lineage: Eukaryota; Fungi; Ascomycota; Dothideomycetes; Mycosphaerellales; Mycosphaerellaceae. The record is from RefSeq and is a predicted model, not a curated record. Gene Ontology annotation, cellular component: mitochondrion.
UCCAUUACACCUCGUCUUCCAUCUCGCCGCUUCAGCGCUUGUCUUGUUUUCCCUUUCUCGGUGCGUCGGGUCCGCGUCUCAUCAUGUCUUCUUUCGCUACCAAGUUCCUGCGCACGUCGCGCGCACUGCGAGUCAAUGCCAACCCCAUCCAGAGCGCUCUCAACACCAGGGGUCAGCAGCAGUUCGUGCGAGGAUAUGCCACAGUCUUUGAGCGCAGCAAGCCGCACGUCAACAUCGGCACCAUCGGUCACGUCGAUCACGGAAAGACCACUCUCACAGCAGCCAUUACGAAGCGACAAGCAGAAAAGGGCUACGCCAAGUUCCUCGAGUAUGGCGCUAUCGACAAGGCGCCGGAAGAGCGAAAGCGUGGUAUCACCAUUUCGACCGCCCACAUCGAGUACCAAACCGACAACCGCCACUACGCCCACGUCGAUUGUCCUGGUCACGCCGAUUACAUCAAGAACAUGAUUACUGGUGCUGCGUCCAUGGAUGGCGCCAUCAUUGUUGUUGCUGCUUCAGAUGGACAAAUGCCACAGACGAGAGAGCACUUGCUCCUUGCGCGCCAGGUCGGUGUGCAAAGAAUUGUUGUGUUCGUGAACAAGGUCGAUGCGGUUGAGGACAAGGAAAUGUUGGAGCUCGUCGAGAUGGAGAUGCGUGAGCUUCUGUCCUCGUAUGGCUUCGAGGGUGAUGAGACACCGAUCGUCAUGGGUUCUGCUCUCUGCUCGUUGGAGGGUCGUCAAAAGGACAUUGGAGAGGAGAAGAUCGAUGAGCUCCUCGAGCACGUCGACAGCUGGAUCCCAACUCCAGAGCGUGACCUGGACAAGCCCUUCCUGAUGUCAGUCGAGGAUGUCUUCUCUAUCCCAGGACGUGGUACCGUUGCAUCGGGCCGUGUAGAGCGUGGUGUGCUCAAGAGGGAUUCCGAGGUGGAGCUUGUCGGAAAGAAUGCUGUUCCAAUCAAGACCAAGGUCACCGAUAUUGAGACCUUCAAGAAGUCGUGCGAGCAGUCACAGGCCGGUGACAACUCUGGUCUGCUUCUGCGUGGUAUCAAGCGUGAGGACGUCCAGCGUGGUAUGGUCAUUGCGGUCCCAGGCUCGCAGAAGGCACACAAGAAGUUCUUGACAUCGUUAUACGUUCUGACCAAGGAGGAGGGUGGUCGUCACACCGGUUUCCAAAACAACUACAAGCCUCAGCUCUUCCUCCGAACAGCUGACGAGGCUGCCACACUUACUUGGCCAGAGGGCUCAGAGCAACUCGCUGAGAACAAGAUGGUCAUGCCAGGUGACAACGUCGAGAUGGUAUGUGAGAUCAAUAAGCCUCUGGCUCUCGAACAAGGACAGCGCUUCAACGUGCGCGAGGGUGGCCGCACCGUCGCCACAGGCCUGAUUACUCGUGUCUUGUAAACAGUGGCAGGUAUGAGACUUGCUUAAUGAGCCGAGCAGAUGGUCUCGAGGUGCUUGUGGGGAGGUGAAAUGCCUGCAACAUGCGGGCAUGGAGAGAAGAAAAUGUAAGAUGACAUGUACAGCUACACAGCCGACAGAGGCUGCUUCACCUUCGACGACUGUAUUUGCUGUACGUUUACGGAGGAUCGGAAAGACAAAAAGGUGGCGAUGCAUAGCCAGGCGCCGGUCUUGUA